Mus pahari (shrew mouse) is the source of this 2445-nucleotide messenger RNA. RefSeq names its product alpha-fetoprotein-like. Gene Ontology annotation, biological process: transport. NCBI's taxonomy places the organism in Eukaryota, Metazoa, Chordata, Mammalia, Rodentia, Muridae. Gene Ontology annotation, molecular function: zinc ion binding; fatty acid binding. The coding region runs from base 129 to 1994 and encodes 621 amino acids. Gene Ontology annotation, cellular component: blood microparticle; cytoplasm. The record is from RefSeq and is a predicted model, not a curated record. The transcript has 14 exons.
UUAUGACAGUCCAUGGGAGCCUUAAGAAAAAAUAAUAUUCACUAGAAAAGCUAACAGUUAACGAUAAUUGCUUGAAAAGAAUAUAAACGUCUUCAUUCCUCUCAAACAGCGGAACUUCAUCUGAAACAAUGGAGGUUGUUAAAGCUUUACCCUUCAUUGUUUUCUUCAGCUACAGUAAAUGCGAGUCUCUCCAAACAAGUUUACUACACGCAGCCAGGCAGCGUCUUAAUGGGCAGGAUUACCUGGAGGAGAACUUAGGCAUCAGUGUCAGCAUUAUGGUGGCUCAGUUUCUUCAGGAUGCAACUUAUGAAGAAGUCCAAACCAUAGCUAAAGAGCUGCUGAACCUUGCUGAAAAGUGUAAGCGUCUCAAGCCCCAUGAGUCACCCUCAGAGUGUGCUCAUCAAUUGAUGGCCACUUUCCUUACACAUAUUUGCAACAACCAAGGACUGGUGGCUAGUCAUGUGUUCCCUGACUGUUGUAAGAUGAAAACUGCAGCAAGACUCAGGUGCUUCCUGUCUUACAAGAAAGACGAUGCAGACGGCCAUGAUACACCCCUGAUUCUAAGGUCUGAACUGACCUGUGAGGCAGCUGUGGAGAAUAAUGUGUCCCCGAAGGCGAGGUUCAGCUAUGAAAUAUCUAGAAGACACCCAUUCUUAUACGGACCCACUAUCUUGACCAUGUCUGCUUGCUAUGAAACAGCUGUUCAGUCAUGUUGUCAAGAAGAGAAUAAAACAGAGUGCCUGCGGACAAAGCUAGAACCCAUCAGAAAAUACAUUCGGGGAAUAUCUGCGAGACAUCAUCACUUAUGUGAAAUUGGCACCAAAUUCAAUGAGAAAGUGGCAAGUGCAGUAGAGUUGAUUCUACUCACUAAAAAGCAACCUAAAGCUAAUUUUUCUGAAAUCACCAAAUUGACCAUGGAUGUUAAAAAUUUGCAUGAGACCUGUUGUGAAGGGAACACAUUAUCAUGUGCCCUGGGCAGUCACCAGCUUAUGAACUACACCUGCUCUAACCAGGCCAUCUUAUCUAGCAAGUUUGCCGAGUGCUGUGAACAGCCAGAGCCAUUCCGAGGGGAAUGCAUCAUCAACUCAGAAAAUGAUGACAAGCCUGACCUUUCACCCCUGCAGCUCACAAGGUUUACAGAAGACCGGUCUGUGUGUGAACAAUUCAGCGGCAACCAGGAUGCCUUUGGACAGGAGUUUCUUUAUGAAUACUCAAGAAGACACCUGGAGUUGGCGGUUCCCGUGACCUUAAGAGUCUUUGAAACAUACAAACGUGUCCUGGAGAAAUGUUGCAAGCUAGAAAACCCCUUGGAAUGUCACCAGCCUGGGAAAGAGGUGUUCCAAAGAGUGGUACUUGAAAGCCGUGACCGCGUUAAAACUUACUGUGACUUACAGAAGCAGCUGGGCAGUAGCAGCUUUCAGGACAGGCUCACAGUGCUUUAUACUAAGAAAGCCCCGCAGCUGUCUGCCCAGGAGCUGGUGGUAUUAGUGAAGAAGAUGGCAGCGGUUGCCAGGAGAUGUUGCCCAUUAAGGGAUGAGCUGCAGUCGGCCUGCGUGGAGGACCAGGCAAAGCUGGUUCUUGGAGAGCUAUGCAGAAGUCACAGUGGGAAGCCUGUCAAUGCAGGAGUGGGCCACUGCUGCGACGACUCCUACGCCUUCAGAAAGCCGUGCUUUGAUGACCUGCAAGUCGAUGGCACUUACAUCUCUCCACCUUUAUCUUGUGACCAAGCCAUUAGCCUUAAAGAGGUCUUGUGCCAAGCUCAGGACGAGGAACUCCAACUGGAAAAGCAAAAGCUCCUCAGCACCCUGGUGAAGCAGAAGCCCCGCACAGCAGAGGACUUGUUCCUUUCCAUUGGUGAGGAUUUUGUGCAACUGGUGGAGAAGUGCUGCCGUGCACAGAGGAGAGACGUGUGUUUUCAAGAAGAGGGACCUCAACUGAUCACGAGGUGCCAGUCCCUCUUGGAGGCCAGCUCAUCGCAGAGCGGGUUGAUGUAGGAUCAUUGCUGAGAUCAGUGCUCUGGAAGGGGGCAGUCGACCGAGAGUCUUCUCAUUGGCUCAGCGCUGUUGCAGAACACUGGCCGGUCCACACCACCUUCCCUUUCAGCAGAUGACCUAUGGAUUCCCAGAUCAGCCCCUCAGAGCUCUCCUACCUCACAGCCUGCCUCUCAAGGGCAGUGGCAGAGACAAGAACCUAAAGAACAUUCAAGGCCUCCAGACUGUUUAAUGUGUGGCCACACCUCGCUGGGAACUGCUGCUGGGUCCCACAGUGGAGGCUUCAAGGUCGACAUGGAGCUGUCUGUACCACAUCUAAGAACAGAGGGAAAGGCACGAAUAAAGUUAUCUUCAUGACUGGGCUCUGAUUCCUGGCUCUCCUGGAUGUAUUCAAAGCUGACUUUGCCAGCAGUGGCGCCCAAUACAUUUAUAUUGAUUUGAGCAGUAAAUUGUA